AUUAGUAACAGUAGGCAGUACGUGUACCGGUAGGAGUUCUACACGUUGUACUAGCAGGCCAGAGGAAAAAUGUCUGCUAGCUAGACUAGACUAAAGUUUACUUGGAAGCUUGGAAGGUUCAAUCAGAAAUCACAACCUCCCCCAAGUAUUCAAUUACUCGGACGGAGCGAAGUGGGUCUACCUUCGCUUGCUCUCUUUGCUCAGGAACUACUCCGGGGUAUGUCGACGUCUCAAGUCUUUCUGGUAGGACUGCCAUGGCCACAAUCUUUGCCAGAACCAAGUACAUGUACUCCGCAUCCGAACAGGUACCCGUACCAGGGACCGGUACCGGGCGGUAUGCGAGCAGCCUGCAAGAAGAGUCGCCGUUCUACGUCGUCGUGUACUUGUACCCGGGUAAGGAAAUUAACAAAUUUAAUGCCCACGGUUGGCAAUCCACUGUUAUUAUCAUAGUACCAGUACCAGGUAGCCAGUGACCGGUCCAAUGGUCUUCCCGCAGCUCAACAGGAUUGCGGGCUUCGGAAAAAUGGGACGCAUGAUGAUGGACGCGAAUGAAUAAUGAAGCCGAGAAAAGGCUUCCGACCAUGAUGAUUGGGCAGGUACAGCAGGGGUGAAAGUACAAUGAAGUUGACAAGCUGAUAUCAAUGUUACUAGCUAGCUCGUAUCCAUAUCCAAGGUACCACUAUCAGCCUGUGAUUCCGUUUUGCUGACAUUCGCCAAGGUUUUGGAGAUGGGAAACACGGAAUCAAACACUGACCCUCCGCCAGGGGCGGCCUUCCCAUCAUCUCCAAACUAUGAAGUCCGAAUCGACGAUGACACACCAAUCUAUAUCAACCACGAGCAGAAAAAUGUGGAUUCUCAGAAUCCCAACACAGCUGCUGCCGCUGAGAAAGGACAAGAGGUGGUAGCAACACCAGACACACCUCCACAACAACGGGACAAUAAUGACCCUACCCCACACAUGACUGAUGCUUCUGCUGCUACCGCAGCUGGAAGAGGUUCAGAAGCGAUUGAUGAGUCCGAGGCAUUCGGUGCCAAUCAACAGCAACAUAUGAGAUUUGGUAAAAGUGCAUUGAAGCAUGGUAUUUCGGAUCUUCCAGAAAGCUGUCGGGGAACAUCGGAUCAGGGAAGGUUUGAAGACGAAGAAAAGAAAGUGAGAAUGGAGGCAGCACACAAUGUAGCAUGGCUGACUGCGGUGAAUGGGUAUUCGGCGCUGAUGGUAUUUAUUGUGCACCUCAUCUCUAUGGAAUCGAUGCUAGCCAUUCUAUUUAGUGUGGGCUUUACGGUAUUCACCUACUACCGAACCGACGACAACCCGUCUUUUGAUGGGUCCACCUUGGAUUGGGUACUGCUGUCCUUUGCUGUCAUUACGCCCUUGUCGGCCUCCAUAUCAAUGUCCUUUGGACGUCGUGAAGCGGCACUGAAGCACAUUGCAUCGAUUCGUGCCACCAUGAUCCAUCUGUACGCCGCUCAUGCCUCUUGGGAUUGGAAAAAGAUCGGGAAGGAAGAUUCAACAGGACGAAAAGCCUCCACGACCAUGACAUCCUGGUUGGAUCAUGCUGAUGCCGCCCUGGUGGAAAUACUGGGCAUUUGCCAUGUUCUUGGUCGUUUCCUCACUCUCCCGAAUGCGACCCGCGCUCGUCAUCGGAUUACGACGCAGGGGCGAAAGGAGGCCCAUCAAACUCUGGCGUUGUCGUCAAAGCUGUACGGGUGUUUACUGGUCCGAUUGGGCAGGUUGACUGAUUUGUGUGAAAUACUCAAGUCGGAGGGUCUCCCUCCCAAUGAAGCGACUCGGAUUCGGCAGUGGGAACGGAUGGUGUUGGAAAAUUGUGACGGUCUACGCAUGAUCAAGGUCUAUCGAACGCCACAAGCCUUAAGGAGUUUUGCACGAUUGUUCACGGUGCUCCUACCACCUUUCUAUGCCCCAUUCUAUGCAGAGAUUGCUCGUAGUCUUGGAUCUCUGGGAAUGGGUAUUGCAUUUUCUGUUUUGACCUCCCUGGCACUGACAGCGCUGUUUGAAACGAUAUCUCAGAUGGAAGAUCCGUUCCUUCGGUACACAUCUUUGGACGGAGUAGAUGUUGACAGUGAACUGAGCUCGUCAUUCGUGGUCCAAUGUCUGACCAUGAGAUCACAUUUCUUUCGAGAUGCCAAACCCUUUGAUGAACGCCGUGUCACAACAAGCACCUGCGAGAGGCUGCCCCUUCGACAGUUCGACAUGUUUUCCGUCAGAAAAACACAAAAGCUUUGACGAAACAAUGUCACCACUGACAGGUUAUGGAUGUCCGCGUACUAGCCUGAAAAUCGUGCACUCUAGAAAGCUCUUGUAACGAUAUGUGUAUACAUCUAAAUAAGGAUUAAAAACAAGUCUCUCCACCACC
Messenger RNA from Seminavis robusta, 2375 nucleotides. NCBI's taxonomy places the organism in Eukaryota, Bacillariophyta, Bacillariophyceae, Naviculales, Naviculaceae. The record is from the annotation of a GenBank genome assembly.